Hevea brasiliensis (rubber tree) is the source of this 3057-nucleotide messenger RNA. RefSeq names its product CSC1-like protein RXW8. The record is from RefSeq and is a predicted model, not a curated record. NCBI's taxonomy places the organism in Eukaryota, Viridiplantae, Streptophyta, Magnoliopsida, Malpighiales, Euphorbiaceae. The coding region runs from base 551 to 2764 and encodes 737 amino acids. Gene Ontology annotation, molecular function: calcium-activated cation channel activity. Gene Ontology annotation, cellular component: plasma membrane. The transcript has 12 exons.
UAAACCGCCAUUGCACUGACACUGUCAGUUUCACGACAACACUGUUUGUUGCUUCAGCAUACCUGUCCGCCACGUGGCACUGCCAUCGCUUUCUCCCCCGAAUCUUCAAAACAUGGGCCACGUGGCAUUCCUCAAUCUUCCUCCUCCCUUAUUGCUUUACCAAAAAUAUUCUGCAAACUGUAUCCAUAAUUUUAAUUUUGCGUGCAGUAACCAACUUUACCAUUUUCCCUUUCCAAUUAAUUCAAGUUUUCCCCCGAUUUAUUUUAUUUUAUUUCAUUUUAAUUUUAGGGUUUUUGAUUUUCUGUCUCGUCCUUUUCUCUUCGACAAUUGAUGAUUUUUUUUUUUUCUUUUUCUCUUUCCCUUUCCGGUUGUUCAUGUAAAGGUGAAGCAAACGCGUGUCAGUGGCAGAUAAGCUAUUGACACGAUUUCAAUCAUUAUUUUUGUUUCGCCUUUUAAUCCCUCAUUUCAUUUUGAUUGCUUUUGAUUUCUUUCUGGUUCCGUGAAUUCUUCUUUGCACUGGAAGAGUUUUUAAUAGAUACAGUUGAGGCAGAUGGACAUUGCUGCUUUUUUAACUUCAGCUGGGAUUAAUAUAGGUUUAUGCGUGGUACUUUUUUCCUUGUAUUCAAUACUGAGAAAACAACCGAGCAACAGGGUUGUGUAUUUUGGCCGGAGGCUUGCUUCAGUACGCAUAAGGAAUGAUGAUUUCUUUUCCAUUGAGAGAUUUGUGCCCUCUCCAAGUUGGAUAGUGAAGGCUUGGGAAACAACUGAAGAAGAAAUAUUGUCCAUUGGCGGCCUUGAUGCAUUAGCUUUUCAAAGGAUGCUCAUCUUCAGUAUCCGUAUCUUUUCCAUUGCUGCGAUCAUUUGCGUUCUUCUAGUGCUUCCAAUGAAUUAUUAUGGCAAAGAAAUGCAACACAAGCGAAUCCCAGCGGAGUCACUGGAUGUAUUUACAAUAGGGAAUGUCAAAGAAGGUUCUAGAUGGCUUUGGGCUCAUUGUCUUGCUUUAUACGUCAUUUCUUUCGGGGCCUGUGUUCUCCUUUACUUUGAGUAUAAAAGCAUUACUGAAAUGAGACUAGCACAUGUAAUCAAAUCUCCGCUGAAUCCAAGUCAUUUUACCAUUCUGGUCCGUUCAAUACCGUGGUCUCCAGGAGAAUCAUAUAGUGAUUCAGUGAAGAAAUUCUUCACAAAUUAUUACCCAUCAAGCUACUUGUCACACCAAAUGGUGUAUCAACGUGGCAUUAUUCAGAAAUUAAUGGUGGAUGCGGAGAAAAUGUGCAAAAUGAUUAUUCCUGUUCAUAUUGAUGGAAGAAGUUUAAGACCGUGUUGUCUUUGUGCAAGAAAUACAACUUCUUUUAAGAUGCUCUCUAGUGAACCAGAAAGUGUCAAGGAUAGCGUCAGCUACGCUGAUCUGGAUAUAGCUACAAGAGAAAAUGAGUGUUCUGCUGCUUUUGUAUUUUUCAAGACUCGCUAUGCUGCUGUGGUUGCCACACAGAUGCUUCAAUCAUCAAAUCCCAUGUUGUGGGUCACAGAAUUGGCCCCAGAACCACAUGAUGUUUUCUGGUCAAACCUCUCUAUACCGUAUAGACAGCUUUGGCUGCGCAAGAUAGCAAUACUAUUAGCUGCUAUAGUCUUCAUGUUUUUGUUUCUUAUUCCUGUGACAUUUGUGCAAGGCUUGACUCAACUAGAUAAGCUAUCAAAAACAUUCCCAUUUCUAAGAGGACUUUUAAAAAAGGACUUCAUGAGCCAUGUGGUAACAGGUUACUUACCAAGUGUCAUCUUAAUGUUGUUUCUGUAUACUGUUCCACCGAUGAUGAUGUUAUUCUCAUCAGUGGAGGGGCAUGUUUCUCGUAGUGGAAGGAAAAGGAGUGCAGGCUUGAAAAUUUUGUACUUCACAAUUUGGAAUGUUUUUUUUGUUAAUGUUCUCUCAGGCUCCAUUAUUAGUCAAUUAAAUGUGUUCUCUAGUGUAAGGGACAUACCCAUGGAACUUGCCAAAGCGAUACCUAUUCAGGCUAGCUUCUUCAUGACUUACGUUUUAACAUCAGGUUGGGCAAGUUUGGCCUGUGAAGUAAUGCAACUGUUUCCUCUUAGCAUCAACAUGUUCAAAAAGUUCAUUCUAAGAAACCAAGAAGAUUCGUCUGAUGACCUCAUAUCCUUUCCAUACCAUACAGAAGUUCCUAGGGUCCUAUUGUUUGGUCUAAUUGGCUUCACCUGUUCGAUCAUGGCACCCUUAAUAUUGCCCUUUCUGCUAAUUCACUUUUUCAUGGCUUACCUUGUAUACCGUAACCAGAUUCUCAAUGUAUACAUACCAAAAUACGAAGGUGGAGGGCACUUUUGGCCUAUUUUUCACAACACAACAAUUUUUUCAUUGGUGUUGACGCAAAUCAUAGCGAUUGGAGUCUUUGGAAUUAAAGAAUCACCAAUUGCAUCAAGUUUCACCUUUCCACUGGUUAUUUGCACUCUUCUAUUCAAUGAAUAUUGUAGGCAGCGAUUUUCCCCUGUUUUCCAGAAGGACGUUGUAGAGGUUCUUAUGGACAUGGAUAGACGUGAUGAACAGUCUGGGAGAAUGAGUGAGAUCUAUCAACAAUUACAUUCGGCAUAUUGUCAGAUCCCGAUAACUUCUCAUGAAUUCUGUGAAUCUGCACAGGAGCGACAUCGUAAUAAGAUCCAGGAUCCACAGGGCAUCAACCCAGGAACGGAACUCAGCGAAGCAAGUGAGACGUGGGCUGUUGUCAAUUUUGGAAAAGAAUCACCUACUACGAAAAAUUAAUUAAUUCAUUUUGUAUAUAAGCUACACCAAAUUCAGUUCAUGCAGUAAAACGAUCAUCUUUUAAAUGGGGCUUUGAAGAGCAGUUCUGAUAAGGCAUGUACAUGUUCAUGUUUCAUACAAAAGAUAGUAUUGGGACGUAUGGCCCUUUAUAGGAAAAUUCAGUGUUAGAUGAAUAGGAAUAGGAUUGAGAUUGCCAUGUUUAUUUAGAGUUUUAUUUUCUUUUCUUCAGAGGAUGCGGAUGCUUGUAUUGCAUGUUAUGUACUUGGAGGAGGAAAAAGUAAUUUUGAUUUGUA